Phytophthora sojae is the source of this 1230-nucleotide messenger RNA. RefSeq lists its product as hypothetical. The coding region runs from base 1 to 1230 and encodes 409 amino acids. The transcript has 4 exons. Lineage: Eukaryota; Oomycota; Peronosporomycetes; Peronosporales; Peronosporaceae. The record is from RefSeq and is a predicted model, not a curated record.
AUGGUGCGCAUGCGCGAGCCGCAGCGCUUCCCUCUGGGCACGCGCGUGGCCAACCCGCUGGAGGGCCGCACGGGCGAGAUCAAGGCCUACGACGCCGACUCGGGUCUCUACUCGCUCGUGUACAGCGACGGCCACCGCGACGAGCUGCCGUUCGCCGAGGCCGACAAGUUCGUGAUCCGCAAGACUCCCGAGCAGCAGGCGCAGGAGGCGGCCCAGCACGCCAAGGAGAAGGAGUCGGACCCGAACCAAUUCCUGGGCGCCACCGUGACCAAGAGCUCCACCAGCUACGAGGGCAAGACGCUCACGAGCUCGGGCCAGGUGACGCAGUACUUCGCGGACAUCAAGCGCUUCCGCGUGCUCUUCUCGGACGGCCUGUACUCGGACCUGACGCUGGAGGAGGUCAAGCAGAACGUCAAGGAGGCAGAGAAGAGGGCGGUAGGUCCAGAGGACGCGGCCCAGUCCCCGUCCAAGAAGAAGAGCAAGCGCCACCACCAUCACAAGGACGAGGAGACGGAGCGGCCGCUGAACACGCAGAAGUUCGAGAGCCGCAAGACCGCCUACACCAUUUGCCGAGAGGUGCUGGGUAUUAUCCUGAGUCAGAAGAAGGUGGGCAAGCUCUGCACGGAGAAGCAGAAGGUCAUUCUGAACAACAAGGACCUGCAGCCGAAGCGAGCGUUGGAGGCAUUUGUGGAGGCGGAUGGACUGCACGCGCUGGAGAAGAUCCUGAGUAACUGGUUCCGACUCGACAGCACUCGCUCGGGCUCUUUGCUUGUGAUGAAGGUUCUGGCGAUGCUGCCUGGGGUGAAGGAGGAGCAUCUGAGGAAGACCAAUAUCGCACGCACGUUGCGAGGCAUCGAGAAGCUGAGCGCAUCAAUGAGCAACAUCGACGUUGUGUACGGCGAUCUGGCGCAGUGGAUUAUCAAGAAGUGGGCGAGGACGGCGAUGAACCGCACCUUUAAUCGAUCCGCGCGAGACCUGCUUUUGGAGCAGCAGGCCCAGAUCAGCCGCGCAGCUACUGACGGGCAAGUGCGUGUUGCCACGCCUUCGACGACAAAGUUGACCCCGCAGCAGAAGGAGACGGCUCGACUGGAGGCUCUGCGAGCAGGAACCGAUACCAGUGAAGAAUCGAAGACUGAUCCGGGCGACGAGGUGGUGGUGUAUCUGCCGCAGUUCAACUCGCUGGGAUCGGAGGACAUGCGGCGCCCCCGGGCCCGCCUCGGCAACAGUUGA